CUCGUGUGCUCCAGCAACGACCUGCCCCCACCUCUGCUUGCUACUGCCAUCUGACCCCGCUUGCUACUUCCACUACCCGUUGCAUGCCGGAUACUGCUGCUGCCCCAUCCACAACCGCCCCUGCUACAGGUAGCGCCGACCCCGGCGCCCGGCGCCACAGACCUAGGCGGCUUCCCCAGGACGGAAAGCGGGCUGAAGACCUUGGACCUCGUCCUGCGACCGGAGACGGCCCCGAAGGUCCCAUCAGCAGCAAUAGCAGAGGAGAAGGCGCUAGCAGGCCGCGUAGGCCUCGCGCCCCCAAAAUUCAAGACGCGCAUCCAGGUGAGCAGUCACGACCUCGUCGGGAUGGCCCAUCAGGCGGAAAGCAUCAAGAAAAGAAGGCACAAGGAGAUGCGGAUGUAGGCAAUGACACACCGAAAGGCGAAGGCUCUAACCGCCAACCGAGGCCCAAGGGUCGUGGUGGGAGACCGGGAGAGGGACAUCCGGGCGCGGCGCCCUUAAGCGGAACGAGCACUCCCAAACGCACCAAGGAGAAGGAUACGUUACUUGAAGGGACUCCAGCUUCCAGGAAUUUGCGCCAGCGUCGACGCAAGUUUGGCGGUGAGCUCACCGAUGGACGCAACGAGUCGGUCACGCAAGAUGCCCCUCCUACUGAGAAGUACCGCAGUACCGCACCCAAGCUCAAGGCCGACGACCUCACCUCGCGACUCACUGAGGAGCUCAGCACCCCGCCCUACCCCGACUGUCUCAUUUGCUUCGCACCGAUCACCCCCAUGCAGCCCACUUGGUCGUGUUCUCCCUCCCAUCCUACUUUGGCCGCAACGGACGACGAGGGUGCCUCGCCUGGUAAACCUCAGCCGGCGGACACAUCGGCACAGUGCUGCUGGAUGACGUUCCACCUCAAGUGCAUCAAGCCCUGGGCCGUUAAGAGCGUCAAGGAUGUCGAAGAGGCGUGGCGAGCGCGAGGCGAGGAACGGCAGGGAGACUGGCGGUGCCCUGGCUGCCAGUCGAAACGGAGCGCCAUCCCGAGCAGCUAUUGGUGCUUUUGCGGCUCUACUCCCGAUCCGAAGCCUCCGCGUCUCGCGACCCCUCACUCGUGCGCGAACCCGUGCACCCGUACACGCGUAUGCGGCCACCCCUGCUCGCUCAACUGCCACCCUGGUCCCUGCCCUCCUUGUCAGGUCACGACGUCGCACGCGUGCUACUGCGGCAAGGAGACGAUCUCGUUCAGGUGCUCGAAUCUCAGCCACGGGAGAGCGACCACAGAGCUAUCAUGUCACCAGUUCUGUGAGCGGAAGCUCAGCUGCGGGAACCACGUCUGUCAAGAGAUUUGCCACCCAGGCAAGUGCAGCCCGUGCCUCGUUCGAGAGACGGCGCGAUGCUACUGCGGGAAGGUCGAGAAAGAUUUGGGUUGUGGAGAGGGCGAGGACAAGGAGUGUGCGGUUGUCCUAGAUGGGCAAGAGGAAAAGUGGGUCGGGCGCUUUGCCUGUGAAGAGACAUGCGACAGACCUUUCGACUGUGGCAUCCACCACUGCAAGAAGUCAUGCCAUGUGCCUUCCCCGACCCCAGCACCUUGUCCCCGCUCGCCCAAGAUCGUCACGCAUUGUCCCUGCGGCAAGCACGCUCUGGCUCCCGAGUCCGCCCCCUUCUUCCCUCCAGGCGCUCUGCUCACACGCACGGCAUGUACCGAUCCCGUCCCCACCUGCGCGUCGACUUGCAUGAAGCCCCUCGAAGGGUGCGAGCACGUCUGUUCCGCGAAAUGCCACACCGGCCACUGCCCUCCAUGCUCCAUUCGGAUCGUCCGCCCCUGUCGAUGCGGCUCGACGACGCGCGAGGUGCUCUGCUCCGAAGACCAAGCCAUGGCCCGUGCGCGCGCCCGCGGCGAGAGCGGGCCCGAUUCGGAGAUCCUCUGCGAGCGCCCCUGCCACAUCCUGCGGGAGUGCGGCCGCCAUCAGUGCAACCGAAUUUGCUGUCCGCUAGCCGCGGUGCUAGCGAGUCUGGCGAAGGGCAAGGGCAAGAAGAAACCCGCGGACGCGCUGGUUGACCCCGAGGGCUGGCACCAGUGCGACCUGGUGUGCGGGAAGCCGCUGAGCUGCGGGAACCAUCAUUGCGCGGAACGCGACCACAAGGGGGCGUGCCCGCCCUGUCUGCGCAGUUCGUUCGACGAGAUGGUUUGCUACUGCGGUCGCACUGUUCUCGAGCCCCCGAUCCCCUGCGGCACGAGGAUGGCAUGUAUGUAUCCCUGUCCUCGCCCUCCGCCGUUGUGCGGACAUCCGAAGAUGCCGCACCUCUGCCACGAAGAUCCGACACCGUGUCCGCCCUGCGUGCAUCUCACCACUAAGCAGUGUGCCUGCGGGAAGAAAAUGGUCGACCACGUCAAAUGCUCGCAGGCGCAGGAGAAGGUGUCUUGCGGCGCCACGUGCGGGAAGCUGCUCCCUUGCGGUUUCCACCACUGCGAGCGUUCUUGCCAUGCGGACGCGUGCGGCGACUGCCAUGCUACUUGCGGCAAGCCUCGAAAACUCUGCUUACCCGCCCUCCACGCGUGCCAGCUUUCUUGCCAUGCUCCUGCCUCCUGCGACGAGUCUGAGCCGUGCCGCGCAAUCGUCACCAUCACCUGUCCUUGCGGCCGCAUCCGCCAACCCAUCCCCUGCGGCCGCUCCCUAUCAAACCCCGGCGGCCGCGAGAGUACCCAGCAGCUCAAGUGCUCGAACGAAUGCGCCAUCGCGAAGCGCAAUGCGCUUCUGGCAGAAGCGCUCGGUAUCAACCCGGACCGCGACAGCCGUGCCAACCAAGUCACGUACUCGGACGAGCUCGCGAGCUUCGCGCGCGCAAACGUCAAGUUCUGCGCGCUCGUCGAGAAGAGCUUCGCGGACUUCCUCGCGACGGACAAGAAGAGCCAGGUGCUGCCGCACAUGCCCGAGCAGAAGCGCAAGUUCGUGCACGACCUCGCGGCCGUGUACCGCAUGGACACCCAGAUGGUCGACCAGGAGCCGCACCGGAGCGUGCAGCUCAUCCGGCGCGUCGACUCGCGUGUACCCGCUCCGCUUUUGUCGGCGUCGGUCGGCGGCGCGUCUGGCCUGGGCAAGCUCGCGGACCUCCGCUCGGCUGGUGGCCUGCAGUCGCUGUCCCGCCCCAGUUUCUCUAGAGCGUCUCUGGCUCCCGUCUCGCAGCCCGCGCCAGGGACCUCGUCUGGCAGAGGAUGGACGUCCGUCGUUGCCCGUCCUCCUCAGUCCGCCAGUCCUGCGCCAAGCUCAUGGGGCACUCCGCCACGCACGAAGACUCCAGUGAGGCCCGCUCCGUCCCCUGGACCUAUCCGUACCGCCCCAAUCACUGCACCCGCGCUUGCACCCGUCGCAACACCUCUUAGCCCGCAGGACGUGCCCGACGACUGGGAAGACGUGGCAUAGCCCACCAAGGAUAUACCAUAUGCAUACAAUUAAGGUAUCAGAUUGUAAACAAGCAUUCAUGAAUGGAUAAUGUAUCGCAUGGAGAGGGAUCAUCAGCACGUAGCAAUGCAAUCAGCGUACUACUAGCAUGCAUAAGUUAUCUCAUUAGACUAGAACCCGCAGAUGUCACGUAGGCAUGUCGUGAAUAAGAGAAACAUGGAUUGUCCAUACCUUCCGCUAUCUCCGAUGAACAGGACUAUGCCGUCAUAGUUUGUGCUGAGAAUUUGAUCUUUGGACAUGAGAUAUAUUACAUUGUUGAGUUCUUCGUGCGCAAACCAGGCCAGCAACCUACGCGUCCGAGAUCUUGAUAAGCAACUUGCCAGUCGUCUUGCCCCCAGUGAGGUCUUUCUGCGACUGCUGCACGCCUUC
Molecule: messenger RNA, 3815 nt
Organism: Dichomitus squalens LYAD-421 SS1
Lineage: Eukaryota; Fungi; Basidiomycota; Agaricomycetes; Polyporales; Polyporaceae
Exons: 5
Coding region: 84-3407 (1107 amino acids)
Biological process (GO): negative regulation of transcription by RNA polymerase II
Cellular component (GO): nucleus
Molecular function (GO): RNA polymerase II transcription regulatory region sequence-specific DNA binding; zinc ion binding; DNA-binding transcription factor activity, RNA polymerase II-specific
Source: RefSeq, a predicted model, not a curated record